Molecule: messenger RNA, 4299 nt
Organism: Diaporthe batatas
Lineage: Eukaryota; Fungi; Ascomycota; Sordariomycetes; Diaporthales; Diaporthaceae
Exons: 4
Coding region: 194-2620 (808 amino acids)
Biological process (GO): proteolysis
Cellular component (GO): cytoplasm
Molecular function (GO): calcium-dependent cysteine-type endopeptidase activity
Source: RefSeq, a predicted model, not a curated record
GCGCAGCUGUGCCGCACACGAGCGUCAGGCCGUCCUAUCACAACUACCAUUGCCAUGGUGGGUUGGUUCUCUCCUGGGCUGGGAGCUCGUCUCCGCACCAGCGAGGACCUUUGAGUACUCAAAGUUGAGUGGUCUCCUGUAUGUACAAUCUCGCACGACCCUCACCUUGGAAGUCGGCUCAUUUGAAGGCACAAUGGGUGCUGGCCGUCAAGUUCCCCGGACCCCGCAGGGCGAAGUCAACACUUUCUGGUACAAGUUCUCGCGCAGGCGCCCAAGCAAAGUAACGUCCAUCUUCCCCCGUCUGUUAUACGCCAGCCUCCUACCAGCCCACCCGGACCCCCGCGGCGCGUCUUCGGCUCGCAACGCCGCCGAGAGCUACGACAUCGCAGCCAGGGAAUGCCGCGACAAGGUCAGGCGGAUCAGGGAGGAGUGCGAGCGCACCAACGAGAAGUUCACAGAUCCGGACUUUGACAUCGAGUCCGACUUCGUCACGAGGAAGUGGAACUGCCUGUAUGGCAUACGCCUCCCGCCCGUGCCAGAAGACGGUCGUGGUCGUGGUCGCCGCCGCGGCCGCGGCUCCCCAUCUCCUUCGCCGUCCCCUCGCCCUCCGUCUCGCCGUGCGGUGAGCGCAGCCAGCACCGAGCCACAAGGGCCAGGGCUGCCCGGCUCGGUGCACCGUCUGGACUGGAUCUUCAGGAACCCGCAGUUCACCGUCAACGGGUACUCGCACACGGACGUCCAGCAGGGCGUGGGCGGCGACUGCUGGUGGCUGGCCGCCAUCUCGACGAUUGCGCACCGCAAGGACCUGAUGGACAAGAUCUGUGUCGCGCGGGACGAGGAGUGUGGCGUGUACGGCUUUGUGUUCCAGCGCGACGGGGAGUGGAUCUCCACCAUCGUCGACGACAACCUGUACCUCCGCUCCCAGGACUUUCGGGAGAGGGCCCCGGAAUUCUUCGACCCGGACGGCUCCGAGUCCGCCAAGUUCAGAGAUAUAAACCAGAAGGGUUCUGAGGCCCUCUUCUUCAGCCGGUGCUCCGAGCAGAACGAGACUUGGCUGCCGCUCAUGGAGAAGGCGUAUGCGAAGGCACAUGGUGACUACGAGGCCAUUGACGGUGGUUAUGUCGGAGACGGCGUCGAGGACAUGACCGGUGGGGUUACCACGACCAUCGCCGCCAACAAGGUCUUGAGAAAGGACAGGUUGUGGAAAGAGCUGAGCGGGUCGGACGGCCAGUUCGUUUUCGGCUUGAGUGCUAAUCGAGUUGGCGGGGUAGAGGCAGACUCAGGGGUGACAUUAGGCCAUGCUUAUACAAUACUCCAAGCUGUCGAAGUAGAUACUGAGGAUGGAAGGAGCUCGGUUCGAUUGGUCAAGAUCAGGAAUCCCUGGGGGAAGAGAGAUCCUAGAGGCAGGAUGGGGGAGUGGAAUGGAAGGUGGUCAGACGGUGCUGAAGAGUGGACACCGUACUGGAUGGAGAAGCUCGACCACCGGUUCAGAAACGACGGCAUCUUCUGGAUGGAGUAUGGAGAUAUGCUUCAGACCUUCGGGUACAUCUAUCGCACUCGCCUCUUCGACGAGCGCUGGACGGUCAUCCAACAGUGGGCGAGCAGCAGCGUGUCAUGGGUCACUGGAUACUUGCGCACCAAGUUUAUUAUUGAUGUCAAGAAAGCCGGCAUGUUUGUACUUGUCAUGGCACAAUUGGACACACGCUAUUUCAGGGGUCUGGAGGGCCAGUACCGCUUCAGCCUUCACUUCGUCCUGCGGAAGCAGGGCGGUCAGUCCGGGGACUACAUCUGCGCCGCCCGCCCAACCCGCGGGAAGACAGAUCGGUCGGUCAGUUCUGAAAUACAGCUUGAAGUUGGCCAGUACGAGGUCGUUCCGCAGAUCACCGCACAGCGCGGCAAAAUGGACCCUGUCGAGUAUUUGGUCCCGGAGUAUGCGGCCUUCAACCCACAGAAACUCAGGCAGGUGGGAUUGCAGUAUGACCUUGCGCACGCGAAGGGAGGAAUUCCAGACGAGGAUAUGAAUAUUGAGCUGGAGAGGUCCAAGAGCAAGCCAAAACCUAAUAAAAUCCAGCAUUCUCACAUCCGCGGGAAAGGUGUGCAGUUCAACGUCGACAUAGUGUCGCCAGAUGAGCCGGAGCCAAGUGAGGGAGAUGGCAGCAGAUCGGAAGACCAAGCCGAGCUUGACGAGUUUCAAGAUGCGGCCGAGGGCCCAGAAACCAACGGUGAUGAGGCCCGGAAGCCCGGCGACAUGCCCACGGAGACGCCACCUGCAGUGACCAACCACACUCAAGUUGGAGAUGGCGAGUCACGGCAGGGUAAAGAGCCGCUCCAACCUGAGAGACCAGGACAUGACCUCCCACUAAGGCCUAAGCGAUCACAAGGAGGAGCGGAAGCAGAAUACGGGAGGCAUCUGCAUAUCGAUGUGCAUGCGGAUCCGCCCUUGGAUCAGUCUUCCGACUCGGAUGACAGCGAGGACGAUUGCGAUAAGUGGAACGCUGUCUGUGUCGCCUGCCUCCGAGUAUACUCUAGAGAUCCGGACCUGACCAUCACCCUGGUGGAGGGCAAGCAAGGAGCCUCAAACUUGAUGAGGGGCCAGGAGCCGGCAGGAGCAACAAUGUGAAUGAGAUGCCAAAGAGCUCGAAGUUAUGAUGGCAUCUCAGGUCCUUGAGCUCAGAGUUUGAUAAGUCUCUGAACCAAAAUGAGAUGCACAUGAGCGAGUGAGGAUUGGAGGUGCUAAUAAUACGCCACGAUGAAUCUAACAGAGGCAUUACCUGUCAUCCUGAUUGCUACACGCUGUUUAUAGGUGGGUGGACUUGGAAACAUUCGGCAUUGAAGAAGAGUCUCCUGGCAGAGAUCAAGACACACGCUUAUUCUCUGAUUCAUAUUUCUUCAGCACGCCUCCCAUCAAGUGGGCGCUGGAUUCUAAUGUUAUGCUCAUACACGCUUAAACACAUGAACCUGGAACCUCAUGUUCUCCAGGCUGACUGGGUACUCUAAAUCCUCUUCCAACCGGUACCACAGACUGUCCUCGGAAAUGACCUUUUCCCAGGCAGGGGCCGGCUCCUCCUCCGCGCCUUUAUCAUCCGCGGCCUUCUUUUUUGGUUUCGGCACAAGCGCAUAGUCCAUUAGCCAACUCAUGGGAUAUUUCUUCUUCUCUUCUCCUUCCUUGGCACUGCCAACAGCGGUCUCAGAGUAAGACCCAGGACUGUCUACCACAAGCAGCAAGCUCCCCUUUGGGGCAGCUUCUGUUACCCUGAGCAGGAAGGAUGUCGUUUGUGGCAUCGAGGCUGUGUACAGCUCGUUCAGGGUGAAGAGGAGUGUGAGGAGUGCGGGAUCCGGGCCAAUGGCCGCCCGGAGGUCUUCUGUGCUGAGGCCCAGUGCGUCGCAGCGUGUGAAGGUGUGGUUGACAGACCCGGGCGAGAGGAAUGAGGCAUUUGCGGCCCGUGCUGCCACGCUGGCAUAUUUGGAAAGAGUCGGAGGGGUCUCGAGGCACUCUUGUAGUUUCGAGAGCACUGAGGACCAGUCCGCCGUGUCGAUAAGGUGAAGGUCAAGGACUGUUGGCGAAGAGCCAGUAUCUGAUAUCGACAAGGCUUGUAGGUCCUUCGCAACGUCCUCUGACGGUGGGUUUGGUAUCCCGGCGGCGUCCGCCGGCCGUAGAUGUCGUAACAGACCGGCAAAAGCCAUGAUCUCAGCCGCGCCACCUCCAAAGCAAACCACCUUGGCUGGCAUCUGCUCGUCCUCAUCACCGUCGCCACCAAGCAGCCGCUGGAUGCACUCAUCCUCGGCCCUCUCCUCACAGAUCCAGGCCAUCAGCUGCGCGUACCCCAGCGCCCGGCUGGGACUCCACCGGAUCGCGUACGCCUCCAGGAAUUCGUCUUUGCCAAAGGCCAUGUCAAAGUCCCUCCGGAACAGCGCGUCCUUGAUCUCCUGCAGCGUCGGCUUCAGCGCCUCGAAGUCGUUGCACGCGGGGAAGGUGGUGCGGAAAACAUUGAUCAUGAGCUGCUCCAGGUCGACCGGGAGGACGUGCUCCAGCCUCGGGGGCUCCGCCGGCCCCGAGGCCGUCGAAGGUGGCUGCUGCGGCUUCUUCUUCUUCUUGUGGAUGUAAGUAGGCCCGCUCCAGCCUGGAUAGCCGCGGGUCAGCGGUGGUGGCGCCUUUGACGCGCCGCUGCUCGUGGGCUUGCCAUGUUUCGGCUGCGACUUUUCCUUGCGGUCGUAUUUCCCCAUCAUUCGCUGGUCCUCGGGCCGCGGGGAAGCUCUUUCGACUGGGCCAGUGGCGUAUGGGCCUUUGCAGCAUGUGCG